CUACUACGUAACACAUAAGAUGAUACUUCUUUAAUAUUAACAUUUUUUAAAAAUAAGUGAUCAAUACAUGUAUUAGAAUGACUACUGAUUCUGGUAGGAUUAUUACAAGCAGAGUAAAAAUUAUUGCUAUAUAAGGCCGGGCGCACACUGAUAGAGCAAAACUGUUCCGAUCUAGUCGAAACAUUUUGUUUCAAACCGCUCCGAACAAAUUUCAUUCAUACUAACAAAACAAAACCGAACAAGACAAAAUAAUUUCCGUUUCAUUUUUUGUUUUACACCAGUCGUCAAGAUGAGCUCUGAUGAAGAUGAUGUUGUUAUACCGCUUUUGUGGCAAUUUUUGUUAAAUAGUGAAAUAAAUGAAAAAAAACGUAAACGUAAAAUUUGGGUGCACGAAAUAAAUAAAAAACGUACAGAGAAUAAUACAAUUUUUAAUUUUUUGGCUGAAUUGCGUAAAGAUGAGUUAAAAUUUAAAAAUUUCACUCGCAUGAGUUCAACUACUUUUGACUUUAUAUUAAAUGAAAUUGGAGAGGCAAUAAGAUCACAAGACACAAAUUUUCGUCAAAGUAUAGCUCCUGCUGAAAAAUUGUUAGUAACCUUGAGGUUCAGAAGAUACUCUUCUCAGCUCUUGUCUGUCAAUUAAACAUGUAGCAUUUGUACCUUCACUUUCAAUUUCACUUACGCUCUCAUUGAGAUUUGGAUUUUCUGUACCUUUCUCAUCAGUUGCCUCACUUUCAUCAUCUGAUGCUUCCAGAUUACUUGAUGUUUGCUUGUGCUGCAACAUGAAACUUGACAAAAACGACAUUUCAUUGAAUAAAUACCACUUUUUUUUUUCUCGAAGCAGCAGAACCAGAUAUUUUUGAUUUUUCUUCACGUAAAGCUCUUGCAAAACUAUUACGAAGACACGCCCACUUAGUUUUACACUCUGCUACUAGAAAAUGUAUAUUUAAUUAAUUAUUGUUUUAUGCAUUUAAAGUUUUGAUAUACUGCAUCAAAAUCUCAAAAAACUUGUAAUCUAUAGAUAUUUUAGACUGAGCGGAGCGAUGAAUGUAUUGGUUUAAAAAAAAAUAUAUAAAUUUAAAUAUCCAAUUUUUAUAA
This is a messenger RNA of Metopolophium dirhodum (rose-grain aphid), 1095 nucleotides long. RefSeq lists its product as uncharacterized. Lineage: Eukaryota; Metazoa; Arthropoda; Insecta; Hemiptera; Aphididae. Bases 290 to 640 code for a protein of 116 amino acids. The record is from RefSeq and is a predicted model, not a curated record. The transcript is spliced from 2 exons.